Python bivittatus (Burmese python) is the source of this 5195-nucleotide messenger RNA. RefSeq names its product GATA zinc finger domain containing 2A (gene GATAD2A). NCBI's taxonomy places the organism in Eukaryota, Metazoa, Chordata, Lepidosauria, Squamata, Pythonidae. Gene Ontology annotation, cellular component: NuRD complex. Gene Ontology annotation, molecular function: sequence-specific DNA binding. The record is from RefSeq and is a predicted model, not a curated record. Gene Ontology annotation, biological process: negative regulation of transcription by RNA polymerase II.
CCCUGACUUUUUUCGGAACGCCCACUGGAAACAGCUUCCAGUCUCUGAUGUGACACUUGAAUGCAUAGAUAACCCCCUUCCAUGGUGGGGUAUCUUUUUUCUUCCACCACCACCUCGCCACAAGUGGGGAGGGGGGUCUGUUCUGAAAACGACCGAGCACUGAGAGCCUUCUUCUCUUGGCCGCUGAGGUUUCGGAGGAGGUUGUACACGGCUCUGCGUGAGAAGUUGACUCGGAGUUCUCCAGGCUUCCCUGCCGGGAAGAGGAGGAGGGGAAGCUACGAAGUGGGGCAGGGCCCUGAGCCUCCACUCAGCUGGUUCCUUGUUUUUGGAUCACUCUGCCAAAAGAGCUACACGGUCCUUUCUUCAGAACUCAUGAACAUCCGGAGCAGUGGCGAAAGAAAGCAGUAAUUGCCCAACAAGCUCCCUUUUCUCUGCCUGUCUUCAAGCAGGAGGUGGUUCAGUCAAUAUGUGAUAAAAUUCUGUCACAGAUAUCCAUGUUGGAAAAGACACUGCCUGAAUUAUCCCAGAGCACCAUAAUGACGGAGGAAGCUUGCAGGACGCGAAGUCAGAAGCGAGCACUUGAACGGGAAAUCACCCAAAACGACGUGGACUGUAAAAAGAUGAAAAUGGACAAGGGGCUUUUGGGGGGCCCUGAGGCCAACUCUGAAGGGGGGGACCUUAAGAUAAAGACUGACCCUGGAUCUGGUAGAGUCCAAGGACUAUUAAAAGGAGGAGAGAUGAAAGCAACUAUCAGAGUGGAGGUUCAGACAGGGGAUGAGCCAGUGGAUAUGAGCACCUCAAAAAGUGAUGCAAAGCGAGAGAGGAGAGUCCCUUCACCUGAUGUAAUAGUACUGUCGGACAACGAGCCAUCAAGCCCAAGAAUGAAUGGAUUAACCAAAAUAGCAUUAAAAGAGACCAGUGCAGAAGUGCUAAUGAAAAGCAGCCCAGAAGAACGGGAGCGAAUGAUUAAACAGUUGAAAGAAGAACUGCGGUUAGAAGAAGCCAAACUUGUCUUACUGAAAAAAUUACGACAAAGUCAGAUACAAAAGGAGACAACAGCUCAAAAGCCUGCUGGUUCUUCAGGAAAUGCUGUAGCAACACCUCCCCCCUUAGUGCGGGGAACACAGAACAUUGCAUCCAGCAAGUCAGCCCUUCUACAGAACACUUCUUCACGUAUUCCUGGGACUGUCAUUCCUCCUCCUUUGAUCCGUGGUGGGCAGCAGACGUCUUCAAAGCUGAGCUCUCAGCAGAACACGCAAAUAGUCAUGCCACCUUUAGUCCGAGGAGCACAGCAAAUCCACAACAUCCGCCCGCACUCCAGCUCGGGACCCCCUCCGCUGCUCCUAGCUCCACGGGCUUCCGUUCCCAGCGUGCAGAUCCAGGGCCAGCGGAUAAUACAGCAGGGUCUCAUCCGUGUUGCCAAUGUCCCGAAUGCGAGCCUCUUGGUCAACAUCCCACAGGCCUCCCCAACCUCAUUGAAAGGUGCAGCUGGGACGUCUGCCCAGGUGAACGCUUCUACCGCCACCAGCGUUGCUUCCAUCGUCAACUCUAAUGACUCUCCCGCCAGUCGGCAAGCAGCUGCCAAGUUGGCAUUGCGGAAGCAGCUGGAGAAAACCCUGCUGGAAAUUCCUCCACCCAAACCACCGGCUCCUGAAAUGAACUUCCUGCCCAGUGCAGCUAAUAAUGAGUUCAUCUACCUAGUUGGGUUGGAGGAAGUGGUGCAGAACCUACUAGAAGCUCAAGGUAAAGUCUCCGUCAGCCCCUCCUCGCAGGAGCCCUACACGUGCGUCCAGUGCAAGACGGACUUCACCUGCCGCUGGAGGGAGGAGAAGAGCGGCUCUAUCAUGUGUGAGACGUGCAUGUCCUCCAAUCAGAAGAAAGCGCUCAAGGCUGAGCACACUAGCCGGCUGAAGGCCGCCUUUGUUAAGGCCUUGCAGCAGGAGCAGGAGAUCGAACAGCGGAUAUUGCAACAGGCCGCCUCCCCAAUUCAGAGCAAGCCAGAACAGAUAGCCCAGCAGCAUCAUUCGCUCAAGCAGGCCUCCAGCCAGCUGCCCCGAAGUGCCAGCACCCCUCGUGGAGUCUUGCAUGCAUUUAGCCAGUCGCCCAAGUUGCAGAACGCCUCCGGUGUGGCCGUACUUGGUGGCAGGCAAGGUAAGCGUGCUCAGAGACCCAUCGGCAAAGGAGGUGCUUACACUUGGAAGAAGACACCCGUCAACGCAGGCGGGACAUUGAACUUCGUUAAUCCUAGUCUCACCGUGCACAAAACUUCCUCCUCGGCCGUAGAUCGCCAGCGUGAAUAUCUCUUGGAUAUGAUUCCUCCACGGUCCAUCCCUCAGUCUGCCACGUGGAAAUAACGCAGGAACCUCCGCCCUGAGUGGAAGACUUCAAUUUUUCUAUUUCGUCUUCUUGUUUUUUUCUUCCCACCCCUUUUGAUUCUGCCCUCCUUUCCCCCGAAAUCCCUCCACACAGUGGAAAAGCCGCUUUCAAGUCUAACUGGAUCUGCCCGUGGGGUUUGUCAGAAGGCUUUUUUAUUUUUUACUUUUUUUGCCAGCCCCAUCAGGGGCCACAUUGCUUCCUGCUGGAUAGAAUGGACGCUCGAAAGGGUGGUAAUGAACGUUAGGCUACCAAAUCCUUGCAACUUUUUUCUUGGCUGAUGGUUGAGGCCAUCUCUGAGGAAGAUCUCAAUUUAAUAUUAUUAUUUUCUCUGUGUAUUUUGUCUCUUUAGUUUGGGGGUUAUGUUUUUUUUUGUUUUGUUUUUUUGUGUUUUUUUGAUCAGCUGCUUCUGGUCUCAGUCCCUUCCUUCCCUACAUCCCUUCUUCUUUUUUUUAGUUACCUUAGCUGAAUUUUCCUUUGGUUGAUCAUACAAUAGUCCCUUGUGAUCAAGGAUGUACUUCACCUAUUCACAGAAAGCAGAAGUGGGACCUGACAACAGUGAAAAAAAAUCAGGAAAGGUGGACUGGCUUCCUCAUUGGCCUUGUUUUCGCCCAAGGAGGCCCUUUUCUAAAGGAGAACAGGAGGGAGGGGUUGGGUGUUUGGUUUGCAGGUUUUGUUUUCUUUUCUUUUUAAUCCAGUAAUAACUUAUAUUACAAGCAAAUGCAAACGGACUUGCCACCGCCAGAAGAAAUGGAGCAACUGAACACAGGGCGUGCAUCUUUUUGUUUCUGUUUCUGUUUUUUUUUUUUAAUAGAAUCUUGUUUCAGACAGAUGUUCUGCCCUGGACAUUUGAUGGUUUAAAGAAUUACUGGACAGUUUAUAUAAAACAGCUCUAUUGAAUCUCCUCAAUCUGAACAGAAUGAACAGUUUUUUUAAAAAAACAAAAUAAGAAAAAAUAGUCUAAUGCUCCCAAAGAGAAAAGGGAGCAGUGUGGAGAUGAAUAUUUUUUUUUUUCUUACAAAAAGCAACAUCUGAUUGAAUCUCCCUCCCCCUUUUCAUUUUUUUAGAAAGGUUUUUACUUGGCUAUCUAAGAACAGUGUGCAAUUUAGUUAUGUGGAGCAGAAGGGACCAGAGAAGUAAUCAGUUUUGUGUUUUAAAAAAGAAAUAAAUAAAAACAACACCAUGAGACAAAGUCCACAUCUCUCUUGCUACCAGUUGUUGUGGGGGAAAAUGGCCUUCACAAAGGUGAACAGUUAUAGAUCUGGUGCCCUCCAUAUGUGUUGGAUUUAGCUCCCAUAAUUCCCAGUCAGGAGCACAAGUAGAGGGUGUCUAGUGCAGAGAAAAACAGGCUGUCUGGCUUAUAAGCACAACAUGGGUACAAAAAGCUGUUGUCUCUGGUGUGUCCAAUCUCAUCCCUAGAAAUGUAAUUCCCCUUUGCUAGUAACAUCUUGACUAAUGUUUGCUUUAAAUCGCACUUCCCCCCCGCUCCUCCCUGCCAAAUUCAGUUCAAUAUGGAAGAAUCAUAUUUGUUUUGUUUUCCCCCUUCUAUCCCAUUUUCUUAUUUUUGUUGUAGAGGCAGAAGUACUGACCUUUCUAUAACUAUUCAUAAUAGCAUAUUGGUACUAGAUUUAGUGCUGAUAUAAGAGUUCAUUGCAAAAAAUUAUAUAUAAAUAAAUGCAUAUAUAAAUAAAUAAAUAUAUAUAUAUAUAUAUAUAUAAGACUAUAUAUAAAGCAGGGUGGGAGGGGGUUAAUACUGUGCAGUCAAACCUUUUUGGGGCCGGGGUCAGGUAUUUUGUUAGCUACAAGUGAGAUACCUAAUUUAAGAACAGACCUACAAACAAAUGUUGCUGUAUCAGGGAGGGCUCCCUUUUCAAUUAUGGCUCUUGCAUUGUAAUAAAAAGUUCCUUCUAAUUCCCCCUUUUUCCUGUUCUGUAAGCAUGAGUAUUUAGAUUUAAUGUUUUACAGUCUGGUGGAUAGCAAGCAUAUAGGGUUUUUUUUUUUCUGUUCAAAGCUCUUCAUACUGAAUUUUAGUUGGUUUUUCGAUGUUCAUGGUGGGGUCUACUUUUGUUUGUACACCAAAGCUAUUGCUUUACUCUCCACUCUCACCUCUGUUUGAAUUUAGUGGGCUUUAAAUGCAUUCUGAUUGAUUUUUCACCCAAAAUUAGGAUAUCUUAAUUUACCAUUUCUUUCUCUCGCACUUCAGUUCUGUAAAGAAUUUGACGCCAGUAUAAACAAUUGGAGUUCUAGUCUCCUAAAGAACCCAUGUCACUUCCAAAUAACCCCAAGAUUUCCCUGAUUGGUCAAAUAGACCUGAAACUGGUUUGAAGCUGUAGUGUAGACGUACUGUUAGAUUUCUCUGGCAUUUCCACAAUUUUCACAAUUCACAUCGGUCUGCCUUAGACUUGAUGUGAAUCAGUGUUUGCCUUUCUGAAAUUCCAGCCUUGCUGUUUGUGUAGGACCUGGAUUACUUACAAAUCCGAAAGGAUUGGUUUGCCGUUGUGAAGUGUAAGCUGGAGCAGUUUGACCAACAGUGAUAGACCUGAAAAAAAAGGAGAGGCGGAGGGUGGGGGUGGCAAAACCUGUGUUUCCAAAAGCCAUUUCCUUUUAAAAAGAUGAAAAACCCAGCCGUGUCAGAAAACUCUUGAUCGGGUUGGAAUUGUCCAGGAAAUUUUGGAGGUCCAGAAAAAUAAAUCUUAACUUGAAGCAACUCCUGUGUUGGAUCUUUUAAGCCUCAUGUUGAGCUCACCAGACUUUGAUACGUCAUCACUUUGGGGAUUAUAUUUUAAAUAUCACUAAGGUAGGCAUCCAAAGGUGAUCAAGGU